This is a messenger RNA of Alligator sinensis (Chinese alligator), 1481 nucleotides long. Its product is annotated as histone H1.01-like. The transcript has a single exon. Gene Ontology annotation, cellular component: nucleosome. NCBI's taxonomy places the organism in Eukaryota, Metazoa, Chordata, Crocodylia, Alligatoridae. The record is from RefSeq and is a predicted model, not a curated record. Gene Ontology annotation, molecular function: structural constituent of chromatin; DNA binding. The coding region runs from base 862 to 1335 and encodes 157 amino acids. Gene Ontology annotation, biological process: nucleosome assembly.
CAAGUUAAAAGGACCCCUGAGGUUUCUUCCAACCUCACUCUUUUGUGACUCCCUCAGUGGAAGAUUUGCCAUUCAUUUCUUUCCGAAGUGAGAAAGGAGGAUGAGUAUGCAAAGCUACAGCCAACCAGGCAGAUGCUACCUCAGCCUGAGGAAGGGGUUUUAACCCCGAACGCUUGCUGAGGAAGGCAAUUUCCAGCUAUUUAGCUGGUCUAAUAAAAGAUAUCAGAUGCACCCCGAGAGCCUUGCCAAGCUACAACCGAGGCGUCCACCUCCUUCCGUUGCCUUUUACUUGAGCAGAGAUCUGGGGUCUUGCUUUGACUUGGACGCACUUUUGAAGUCAGAGAAAUCCUGGCAGGCUCCCCCUAAAGAAGAGCCUGUGUUUCUUGCCCGCCUUUGCGGCGCCUUGCGGGCCAGCCGGAGGAAGAAACGGGGCAAUUUCUUCGCGCAGGGAAUCUCUCUGCCCCGCCGGGGUCCUAUCCCAGCAGUCUCCUCAUGCCGCCUACCGACAGGGGGUUUCCAUUUAGCAUCAAACCCACAUUUUAUCCGGAAACCGGGGGUCCGGCGCACGGGUCAGUGCAGGUUCCGGCGCUUUUCACGGAGGGGACUUGAUUCAUUUAAUCCGGCAAACUAGGGGGGGAUGAAAGCGCGGCUCCCCUGCCACGCCGGCCGGGCUGCAGCAGGACCCCGCGCGGCCCGAUCCCGGGGGCUGCAAAAGCACAAGGAGCGCGGGGGCGGGGGCGUUGAUUCUGCUGCGUCGGGAAGCUUGGCGGGCUUGACUGGGCUGCGUCGGGCUGUGCUGUAUAUAAGACACGGCGGCGGGGUUGUGGGGGGCGCUGUGUCUCGGGCGGCGGCGGAGGGGCGAUGCCGCGGCAGGGCGGGCUGGCUGUGUCGCCGCCGCACUGGCGAGGCGGGGCGGGGCUGUCCGACCUCAUCCUCCGCGCGGUGUGCGCCUCCACGGUCCGCAAGGGCAUGUCCCUGGCCGCCAUCAAGAAGGCGCUGUCGGCCGACGGCUACAACGUGAAGAAGAACAAGGGGCGCAUCAAGGCGGCGGUCACCGCCCUCGUCACCAAGGGCCUCCUGCAGCGGGUGACGGGCAGCGGCGCCUCCGGCUCCUUCCGCAUGGGCAGGAUGCCGAAGGAGAGCCCCGCCCGCCCGGCCGCGGCGGCGGCCAAGAGCCGCAGAGCGAGCGCGGCCCGGAGGAAGGAGACGAAGUCCCGGAGGAAGCAGGCGGCGGCGGGGAAGGGCUCCGGCAGGGGCAAUAAGCGGGGCGCUAAAACACCCAAGAAGCCGGCGGCCAGAGCCCGGCGGAAAGCCGCGGGCAGGAAGCGGCAGUAAAAUCCGUGCCGCGCUGACUUACAAACCCAAAGGCUCUUUUAAGAGCCACCACGUGCUCCGUGGAGGAGCGGCUACACUGCGGGGGGGUGGUUCCCUGACAGCCGCCUGUCACGCUAGCAGAGCCCCGGGCAGUUGCUCUGCUCCCA